Messenger RNA from Eupeodes corollae, 1089 nucleotides. RefSeq names its product nuclear transcription factor Y subunit beta (gene Nf-YB). Bases 189 to 662 code for a protein of 157 amino acids. The record is from RefSeq and is a predicted model, not a curated record. NCBI's taxonomy places the organism in Eukaryota, Metazoa, Arthropoda, Insecta, Diptera, Syrphidae. Gene Ontology annotation, molecular function: DNA-binding transcription activator activity, RNA polymerase II-specific; RNA polymerase II cis-regulatory region sequence-specific DNA binding; protein heterodimerization activity. Gene Ontology annotation, biological process: regulation of transcription by RNA polymerase II. Gene Ontology annotation, cellular component: CCAAT-binding factor complex. The transcript is spliced from 3 exons.
UUAAAAAAAAAGUUGGGAAAAACACAAAAAGAAUCUAGUAAAAUAUUUUUCACUUGUGUUUUAAUUUCGUAUUUCUUUCUUUGGACAACAAAUUGUUUCGAAAUUACAAAAACAUAAAACAGAUUUUAAGUUAAAUUUUCAUUUAAAUUUAAUUUUACUUCAACAAAAAUAAAACACAAAACAAAACAAUGAGCACAAGUGGAGACUCUUUAAAUAAUGCUCCAUAUUUAGGUGACUUUAUGGUCAAAGAUGAAGACGAUGAUGUAUCAGAUGAUUCUGGAAAGCAUACGAAUUCAUUUAUGCUUCGCGAACAGGAUAGAUUCCUUCCCAUUUGUAAUAUCAUCAAAAUCAUGAAAAUGCCCGUCCCAUCGAAUGGAAAAAUCGCUAAAGAUGCCCGCGAAUGCAUUCAAGAAUGCGUUUCAGAAUUUAUAUCAUUCAUAACUUCCGAGGCCAUCGAACGGAGUAUCUCGGAAAAUCGUAAGACUGUCAAUGGAGAUGAUCUGAUUUAUGCUUUUGCCACUCUGGGCUUUGAUAAUUAUGUUGAACCCUUAUCGUUGUACUUGCACAAAUUUAGAGAGUCAACAAAAUCAGAUCGGAAUAUAGCCUAUGGUGAUUCAGUUUUAUUCGAUGAAUCAGAUGAUUUUCGCAACCGUAAGCCUUAGCUUUAACAUAACAAGUCGUCGCAUCGCAUCGCGUCGUUUGGAAUAAUGUAUGUAAUGUACGUAGGAGGAUCGUCGCUUUUAUUUUAUUAAGAUACCUAUAAUAUAAUAGAUUUAAGUAUCAAAGAACACUUUUUUGUUUGAUCAUAAUUUACGAAACUUCUGAUUUCAUGAGGCAUCAUAACACAAUGAAAAUCAGUUUACCAAAAACCCACCCACUAACAUGGAACUUAAAAACAACAAUUAUGUAAAUCGGCACAUUAUGCACUUUUCUCAGGAACUGGGGAGUGUUGUUGGCUAAAUGAACCAUAAAUUGGUGCGAGUUUAAUUUUUUUGAAUUUAAAACAAAGAAAAAUAUAGCAAGCAUCUUAAAACAAACAGAGUAAUAAUAAAGAAAAGUAACAUUUUAUUUAUUUUUUAAAUAUGUAAA